Messenger RNA from Menidia menidia (Atlantic silverside), 3830 nucleotides. The record is from the annotation of a GenBank genome assembly. NCBI's taxonomy places the organism in Eukaryota, Metazoa, Chordata, Actinopteri, Atheriniformes, Atherinopsidae.
AUGGAGCCGACAGUCCUGUCAGCCCCUUUGGGGCUCCCCCAGUGGGAGUCAGAACAGCCAUUUCCUCUGGGAUUUCAAACGCUGGAUUCAGACAAUGGUGGAGUGCUUAUUCAAAACAAGACUGGCCAGACAGGUUUGGAUUUCAGGAAAGCUGAUCAGAAUAAAACCUUCCAACAAACUGAUGGAGAAAAUGGUUUUCUGGAUCAGUCUGUAGAUUUGGGCAACCUUAUAAAUGCCUCUUCUUUUUCGCGUGGGAAUUUGAUAUUUGAAGAGGAACACUCCACUAUCGCCCAAGUUUCGAGCCACGGCGCUCGUAUACAAGAAAUAUCUUGCACGGAGCAGAAUGAAGGACUUGAUGAAAUCAGCGAGUGUACUUUGUCUUGGCUCUUUUCUCCCACAUUUGCCGACGUCAUCGGGAAAACCGCUGCCAGUAAGGAGCUGACUCUUACACAGGAUUCCCUUUUUGAGGCCUCAGCCGUACUCAGUGAAGACACGGAGCUUGUAACCCUCAGCGUGCCAUCCUCACCGUCAAAGAUUUGUGAAACCGGUGCAGGUGACCCCUUUCUGUUGGUAGAUUUCCUCUCUGAUGGAUAUUCUACUUUCACCGAGGUGUCCUCGGGAGAGGAGCGGGCCAGCCUCCCUCCCUCGCAGAGCAGGGAGACUUUGUCACCUGAAACCCGAGACAAAGGUUUAUUCCCUGAUCAAGUGACUGACCUGCCCUUAACCAGUAGCGCUACCCUGCAGGAACUACCAGACGACUGCCCGCUGCGUGACCACAUCAGCAAAGCGCGGGAGUGCUUCGAAGGAUCCGUGCCUUUGUUGGAUUUGGAGGUUCCAGAAUCUGACUGCAGUCUGAGCCUAUGCCCGGCCUCUGUUCCCCGCACAGAUGCUUCAUGGGAGGCAUCGGCAGAGGUUUCAGAAGUGGCACGCGCAGAAGCUCCUUUAAUUAGCUGUCCUCCCCCGGAGAAACAAAGCGAGGAUGACUCGCUUUCCCCGGGUUUGGCAGGAGACCCUUCUUUUUUGACACCGGCUGAAGAUGGCGUUCCUCAGGCUGAUCUCACCACUGAGACUCAUUCCUCGGAGAACAUUUCUCAGGAUUUGAUGGAGGACGAAAGUUGCUCUGGAGCCAAAAGUCUGGGGAGCGAGACGAUGGCUUUGGAUCCGUGUUUGACUCUUGAAGAGAUCCACAAUGAUGAACCUUUGGACUUGAAACCACACGAGGGUGCACAGAAUGAAAGUGUUCCCGGUCAUGACGAGGAGCAGAGGGAAGAGAAGAAACCUACGGACUCUGAGCAGCUUGACUCGAGCUGUCACGAAGAGGCUUCUUUUGCAUUUCCUGCUCAAGACGUGAACAUUUCUCCUCCUGAGGCUGAGUGGACUAGCGAGCAGGCUGUGGAUGCCAUCUCCCUCUCUAAGAUGGUGGGAGAUGACUCACUGCCAAUGGUGUCAGCUGCUCAUUCCAGGGAGGAAGAUGUCUCUCCGCUAAAAGCCGUGUUCGAUGCUUUAGACCAGGAUGGGGAUGGAUUUGUUCGCAUUGAGGAGUUUAUGGAGUUUGCGGCCGCCUACGGGGCUGACCAGGUGAAGGAUCUGACCAAGUUUUUGGAUCCCAGUGGCCUUGGCGUCAUCAGUUUUGAAGAUUUCCACCGUGGAAUCUCUGCAAUCAGCAAUGGAGGCCCAGAGCCGCAGCUCUACAACGCCAACUACAGUCCCGGGGACGGAGCCGUGGGCUGUCCAGAGGAGUACGACGAGCAAAAUGAGGUGACAGACAGCGCAUAUCUGGGCUCUGAGAGCACCUACAGUGAGUGUGAAACCUUCACCGAUGAGGACACAGGCGCCCUUGUACCUCCCGAGAUGCAUGAGGAAGUGGAAACCGACAGCGGCAUCGAGGCCACCCUGCACGACCCUGAAGACGGUGGAAACAGGUUUUCCCUGAACUCUGAGCUCCACAGCCACUCCCUGGUAACGGUCAUCAGUGGGGAGGAGGAGCACUUUGAAGACUUCGGGGAAAGCAACACCUCAGAUCUGCUGCUGGAGAACAGCGUGGAAAGCCCUGUGGGAGAGGCGGACUCGCCUCUCACACAGCCCUCCGAGCAGGUCAAUGGCUCCUCGGCCCUCUCUCCCAGUGCACCCGCUUCUCUCCCUGACUGCUUUCAGAGCUUCCUCAGGGAGGAGGCGCUGGACUUUUUCUGUAGCCAGUGUCACAAACAAAUAAGUCGUCUCGAGGACCUCUCCACCCGCCUCAAUUUCCUAGAGAUGACUAGUGCUGGAAAGAGGCUGUCCAGCAAGAAAGUGGCACGGCACCUCCUCCAGAACAGCUCGAUGACUCUGGACACCAUGAGUGACUUAACGCGGGACAUCCUGGAGCUCGCCGACAACGACAUCACGGACAAGGUGACAAAGUCCACCCCCCCCAUACGUCCCUGCCGCCGGCCCUCUGGUCUGAUGGAUUGGUCGGACAGGGUCGCGCGUAACCACAAAGCCCCGACUCCCUUCCAGGUGCUGCUGCUGGAGCGUCGGGUGGCAGAGUUGGAGAAGGAGUCGGAGGCGUCGGGGGAGCAGCACGCGCGGCUGCGCCAGGAGAACCUCCAGCUGGUGCACCGGGCCAACGCUCUGGAGGAGCAGCUGAAGGAGCAGGAGCUCUACGCCGACGAGCAGCUCCAGCAGGAGACGCGGCGCCACAAGGAGGCUCUGAGCAAGCUGGAGAGGGACAAGGAGCUGGAGCUGGAAAACCUACAGGGCAGGCUGCAGCAGCUGGAUGAGGAGAACAGUGAGCUGAGGUCCUGCGUUCCAUGUCUUCGAGCAAACAUCGAGAGACUAGAGGAGGAAAAGAGAAAGCUAGAGGAUGAGGGGGAAUCUCUGUCCGACAGGCUGGAUGACGAGACGGAAUCACGCAGGAAAAUGGCAGACAAGCUGAGUCACGAGCGUCACCAAAGCCAGAAGGAGAAGGAGUGCACUCAGGAGCUCAUUGAGGACCUGCGCAAACAGCUGGAGCACCUGCAGCUCUACAAGCUGGAGGCUGAGGCAAAGAGAGGACGCACUCCCGGGGCAGGGCUGCAGGAAUAUCAGACCCGCACGCGCGAAGCUGAGCUGGAGCAGGAGAUCAAACGACUCAAACAGGACAACCGUACCCUGAAGGAGCAGAAUGACGAGCUGAACGGCCAGAUCAUCAACCUGAGCAUCCAAGGAGCCAAGAACCUGAUGUCGGCCUCCUUCUCCGACUCCCUGGCAGCUGAGAUCAGCUCUGUGUCCCGCACUGAGUUGAUGGAGGCUGUUCACAAACAGGAGGAGAUUAACUACAGACUGCAGGAUUACAUUGACAAAAUCAUUGUGGCCAUCAUGGAGUGCAACCCUUCCAUCCUGGAAGUCAAAUAGAUACCCUACAGUCGGAGGGCCGCUUGCACUGUCUCCACAGAGCCACAGAGGGGAAAAAAAUAGAUAUACGUUUUGGAGACGUAGCAAGAAGAAGACUCGCAGAGAGAAUAUGAAAAUAUUCAGACAUCCUUUUUGGUCAACGGAAAGGCGAAAAAAUGCACAUAACUCACCCAACACCUCCUAUGAAAAAAGAAGAUUUAUAGAUUUUUAAGGAAUCCAUGGUUGUCGGUGGAAAAGUGAGAUUUUUUGUUUUGUUUUGUUUUGUUUGUUGCGUAUCUGUAUAUUUGUACAUGUUAGCCCUCCUGAAUGCACUUGGGUUCUGGUGACGUCCAUGUAUUUGGUUAGAGGGACCCGGGUCUACAUACCGACUGAGUGAAAGUCAAAACGUGUGCAAGAGGUCAGUGUAGAGAGUUGAAGGUCUCGCCCUUCCUCUUCAAAAAAAUUAAGUAAAAAAAAAA